AUGCAGAAAUACGUUGCUUUAUCAGUACAGCCACUGUGGGACAAGUACCAAUUUGAAGCUAAUAUUGAUUCAGGCGCCUUUGGAUCAGUAUAAAAAGUAAAGAACACUUAAGACGGCAAAUUCUAUGCAAUGAAAGUUCAAAAUAUCAAAAAUCUAAUGACAAGUGAGCCAAACAAUUACAGCAAUGAGAUGGUCCGUAUAUUUAGAGAGAUUGACACAUUCAGACUAAGCCAUCCGAAUAUCACAUAAUUCAAAGAAUCUUACUUCACGUAUGAAGAUGAGUUUGCCAUUAUUACAGAGCUGGCAGAAUCAAAUCUCAAAACAUUCAGAGAAAACACAAUGCUGAACAAUGCUCAGAUUGCUGGCAUAAUGAUCCAGAUACUUAAAGGGACCAUCCAUCUCCAUAACCAAAAUAUCAUGCACAGAGAUCUAAGUCCUGAUAACAUUUUAGUUUUUGAGAAUGGCAAAAAAUUCAAAAUUUGCGAUUUCGGAAUGGCAUAGUUGUUAUCCAGUUCAAAUUCAAUUGUUGGAAAACCAUUUUUUAUGGCACCUGAAAUAGGCUUAGGUGAGGAAUUCAGCUAUAACACUUAAGUUGACAUUUGGUCUCUAGGUGUAAUACUUUACUACCUGUGCACUAAGAAAUACCAAUACUAAGCCAAGACAAUAGCCUAGAUUAAGAAGUAAGAUUAAACGAAGCAUAUUCUACUUGAAGGUGAAUAGAAGGUAUUCGAGCUGCUCCUAAAUAAAAUGCUAUAGCAUAACCCUGCUUAAAGAAUAGAUGCACACUAGGUGCUUUAUGAACUUUGCAUUCUUAACAACGAAUCGCUAGACAAGCAUUUAGAAAUAGAGGAAGAAAAGCAAAGUUAUCAUAGUCCUCCUAGUAAUGAUGAAGACAAAUUUGCUUUUGCCUUAACGAUUUAAUCAGCCAAUACUAUUGUUAACGAAAUUAUAGCCAAGUUAGGAGACUUCAACUAUGGUGCAAUUGAUAAAGUUCAUCCAAAUUCAAACAGAAUCUUCAUGCCUCUUAUUAAAUAUGAUAAUGGUGAUAUGUAUCAAGGUGAGUAUGAUAAAGUCACUAAACAAAGAGAUGGAAGAGGCAGAUUUAUUGACAGUGAUGGAGAUGUUUAUGAUGGAUUGUGGAAGAAUGGUUAGAGCGAUGGAUAUGGAAGAUUAAUGAAUAUUAAUGGAGAUUAUUACAUUGGUGAGUUGAAAGAUGGUAAAAUGAAUGGAUAUGGGAAGUAUUAUUCGAAGGAUGGAAAUAUUUAUGAAGGGUAAUAGGUUAAUAGUAAUAGGCAAGGAUUAGGAUUGUGGAAAUGGUGGGAUGGUGCUUAAUACUAUGGAUAAUGGGUGAAUAGUUAGUAAUAAGGUGUAGGAGUAUUCACUACCAAUGAUGGAGAUAUUGAAGUUGGAUAGUGGAUGAAUGAUUAAUAACAUGGAGUCUUGAUGUACAUUCCAAAGGAUGGUGGGCAGAUAGAAAUAAGGAAAUAUGAGAAUGGGAAGUUAGUAGAGACAUUAUUUUUAACAGAUAAUGUUUAAAAGUGA
Messenger RNA from Stylonychia lemnae, 1542 nucleotides. The record is from the annotation of a GenBank genome assembly. Lineage: Eukaryota; Ciliophora; Spirotrichea; Sporadotrichida; Oxytrichidae.